Messenger RNA from Pezoporus flaviventris, 2772 nucleotides. RefSeq lists its product as uncharacterized. Lineage: Eukaryota; Metazoa; Chordata; Aves; Psittaciformes; Psittacidae. The transcript is spliced from 10 exons. Gene Ontology annotation, cellular component: centrosome. The record is from RefSeq and is a predicted model, not a curated record. Bases 247 to 1314 code for a protein of 355 amino acids.
GGGAAUCUGGCCCUGCUGGGGAGACACCAGGGCUCAGCCUGAGCCUCUGAGACUUCCGUGGAGCAGAGCACCGUGCCCGCUCUGGUGGGGCCAUCAACUGCCGGUUUCCUGGGGGACUGCGUCAGGCUGAGGUGUCCUUUGGCUCCUGAAGGGCUUUAGUGAGACCACCUGAAAAAUGUGUGUUAGAAACACGUGGGUCCUCGGACAGGGGUGGGCUGAAGGGCUCUGCGGCGCUGCCCCCCCAGGAUGACAUGUCUUCCCCUUGUUUUCCCAGAGUUCGCUAAGAUUUGGGACAGUGCAUCGUGUUACCUCAGCCAACAGCUGGCUCUGCACCAGGACGUCCACAUUCCUGGACUUGGGACUUUUGCGGUUGUCAGUCAGCAAGUAGCUAGCAAGAAAGACCUGGUGGUAGUGGCGAGACCUGUGUUUCAUCUUGCAAACACUAUUAUGCAGGACCAUGGCCUCCGAUACAGUCACACCGACGUUCCUGGUCAUCGACGUUUUCAGCAACUGCCGUGCGCUCGGAUAGCCUCAGACAACGCUGUCUCUGAAAGCGCAGUGCGGUUUUGCAUUGAAAGGACCAUCCGUCUUUUCCAAGCCUGCCUGGAGAACAGGCAGGACGUUGCCCUCGUUUGGAGGGCCGUGGCCGUGGUGAUCAUCCAGGGCAAAGACGUGCGCACAAAAUUUUACACGGACUUUCUGCAGCGGCUGAACGGGACUGACAAGAUGUUGCAAGCUCUUCUGGAGAUGCCAGAGAUGAGGGACUCGGUCAUCUCGUCCCGUGACACUGCCGCCUCCCAGACCUCUCUGGGACAUGUUAUUGUUCUACCAGGGUACAAGCUUGGGAGCGUGGCUAAAAUGCCAGGAGUGAAAGCUGACCUGAGAGGGCAUGUGAAUGCCACCCCAGAAGGCAGGGGAAAAGGUUUUAGUAGUGGAAAAAAAGAGGAUCUUCCCGAGAAGAGCCUCCUUCAUCGAGCAAAGCUGGCUCCAAAUCGGUUGUCUGCAAUAACUGCAAAGUCAGAGCAGGCUCAGAAAGCUGAGGGGAGUGAGCCCCCUGCCAGGCAGCUGAUGCCCACCCAGGGAACCAUCUUGAAGGAAGAGGAGGAGAAAGAGAAAGUGUUUCCUGGGGGCGCAAUCAGAACAGUGGACUUCAUUGCCAGAGCGAUUGAGACGAGAGAAAAGGUACGUGACAUGGGCUGCUGCAGUGGCUGUGCCGUACUGGACUGUAGAGAAGCAUCGCUCCGUGCAUAUCAACUCUUACAAGAUGCCUCACAGUGUGUUAGCAACCGACUAGUUGCUUUGAGGCUUGCAUGAAGAGAGGAGGGUUGCCGUGUCAUUUGAGAAUAUCCUUUUCAUUUUUUCACUUCCAUUAGCCUCACGAAGCAUCCCAAAGACCUUCCUUGUGGAUGUUUCUGUUGGCAGUGUUGCAAGGCUUGGCUGGGAUAGCCAGCUGCCAGGUGGUUUCUAGCCUGGUGGUCACUUAGCGCCUUGGGCAUUACAGACAGGGUCUUAGGUGGAGCCUGCAGGAACCUGGGAGAACACCAGUGCGGACAGAAAGGCAGAAGAGAAGGGGCAGAGUGGGUAGGAAUGAAACCAGCUCAGCUCUCUAGAGGGCAGACUAAUGCUGCCCGCUGUUGCAUUUUGGUCACCCUCCAGGAUAAACAGUUAAAGGGGAGUCAGAAGCUUCCAAAACACAUCCAGAAAUACUUGGCUGAGGAGGAAAAGAAGAAAGAAGAGCAGAUGGAAGAGAAAACAAGAGAACAUCAAACCGUGCCAGCAACUAAAGCGAAGCCUGGGAGAGAAGAGGAGACACUGAAAAGCCAGGUACUUUGAAUUCCUGCAGAAAAAGAGCACGUUCCCCUUCAGGAAGACUGAGAUUGCGCUGUACCUCUUGCACCCAAGCCAGCACAGUAGCGAUGCUGCAGUGAAGCUGAGCGGGUGACUGCUGCCUUUCUUGAGCCAGAGGGGUGACAGUAGUAGUGAGACCCUGGUGACCCUCAGGCAUCACCCCAAGGGUGUGCUGAGGUUGUUCUCCUGGUGUUUCCUGUCCCACUAGUGACCUGAAGUGAUCUGGGGGUCUGCAUGCUGGGAAGUGAUACCCUGGGGGUGUGGGGCUGUUGUAUGAGAGUUUUUCCUGUGGAGGAAUUCAGCACCUCUGAGCGAUCAUCAAUCUUCUCUCUGACUGGCUGGGAGAUGGAGGAGUUGAGCACCACCUUCAUGGGCAUGAUGACGAAGGAUUGGGAAGAUGCCGGGGAAGAGCCACCCACAGUCCCUGAGGAAGACCCUGUUCCCCCUAAGCGAAGCCUUUCCCCACGGACAGAGCGGGCCCUGCGGGAGGUGGUGACGUGCAUUCUGAGGCAUGUCGCCCGCAAGCGCAGGAGGCAGAGGGAUGAGCAGGCAGAUGUGCAGGACAAGCUCAAGUGCGAGCUGGCGGUGCUGCAGUGGCAGCGUUCGGGGAGAGAGGUAGGCAGCAGCCAGCUGGGGGAAGAUGGACCCCGACCUGCACCCCCUGCUUGGCCAGGGAAGAGGACGGCAGGACCGGUGCCGGUCUCCGGGAGCGUGGAGGAGGAGGAGGAGGAAAAACGCAAGCUCUGGGACUCGUUGCGCAAGAAGUACCAGCAGAAGACGAGGGCGAAAGUGGCACCCCGGAAAGCUUGGAAUGCAAAGCAAGAGCAAUGGGAGGUCCAGGUACUGCCGCAGGGAAAAACAAUUAGGAAAAGAGCAUUCCUGUCCUCCAGGGAGCCAAGGUCCCUAAGGCAUAGGAGCGUGGGG